AUGCCUGAUGUUGGGUUGUGGUUAGAAGAGAUAAAUUUGGGAAGUUAUCGUCAAAUAUUCAAAGAAAUUGGUGUAAAUGAGGAAUACUUAGAAAGCAUGUCAAUGUUCACGACAGAACAGAUACUUAGGUUUACAAGACGAUGUCACAUGAAAUGUGGUGACUUUAUAACCCUUUGCAAGGAACUAAGGCGAAUUAAAGUGGCUUGUUUGAAAGGAGAACAAAGGGUACGAAGGCCAUGGUGGGCACCUCCUUGUUUGACGGUUGUUUUCGUCAAGUCUGCGAAGAGUAAUCGGCAAGCCAGAGUUGUGUCGCUGAAGCUUGAACCUUAAUGGAUUUUGCUCUUUUCUAUGUAUGUAAUUAAUAAUAUGUAUGUAUGUAUGUGUGUGUGUAAUUCUCACUUGUUUCAUGGCUUUAAUCAUCCAAUUGGAGUAAAAUUCAUCUUUUGGUUCUUCAA
Messenger RNA from Impatiens glandulifera, 455 nucleotides. RefSeq lists its product as uncharacterized. NCBI's taxonomy places the organism in Eukaryota, Viridiplantae, Streptophyta, Magnoliopsida, Ericales, Balsaminaceae. The record is from RefSeq and is a predicted model, not a curated record. The transcript is spliced from 3 exons. The coding region runs from base 1 to 330 and encodes 109 amino acids.